Molecule: messenger RNA, 1417 nt
Organism: Helicoverpa armigera (cotton bollworm)
Lineage: Eukaryota; Metazoa; Arthropoda; Insecta; Lepidoptera; Noctuidae
Exons: 3
Coding region: 520-1308 (262 amino acids)
Source: RefSeq, a predicted model, not a curated record
UAUUGCGUUUUCGUUAUACAUUUUUACUUAUCAUAUAAGCAAGUCAUUUUAUAUUUAUUUUCGGAUUACCAGCUUUUUCUUAGUAACCGUAAUUAUUUUGGAAGUAUUUACAAAAGAAUUUCCUUACUUAGGAUGUUGUAAUGCAAUAAUGGAAGCUAUAUUUAAACUACAUGUAUUAGAAAGAAAGAAAGAAAGAAAAACCAUUUAUUAUCGCAAACGGAGCAAAAGCAAUAAAACAAAUAAAACUAAUGAAAGAACAAACAAAAAUUAUUAGACAUUUGGAACAGCACCUACAUAUGUUUAUACUUAUGUACGUUAAAAUGACGUUAAAUUAAACAAUCAAAUGAAAACCUGAUAGCAUAAACACUUCGUGGAUAAACCUACUCAGUAUUGUCAGUCUGAUUCCUUUGACAAAAUGUCAGAAAAACGUCACAACAUUUCUCAAAGGACGGCAAUUUCGGCUCCGUAAACAUGUAAACUGUAUUCACUACAUAAGGGUAGGAUAUCAAAAGUGAUGUAAUGUGUGCAUGCAGUCGCCCGUUAUGUCCCAGGAACCGGAACGAUGACAGUGAUGAUGAAGAAGAUCUACCCAGCAACCAACAACGUCGGUAUUCGAGUUCGGAGCGGUCUAGGGGUCAAGCCAAGGGGGCUUCCGGUAGAGCUGGGGCUCAUACCAGGGCCUCAGACGAGUAUGGGACCUAUGCCAGGGCCCCGGGCGAGUAUGGGACCUAUGCCAGGGCCCCGGGCGAGUAUGGGAGUCCUACCAGGACCUCGGACGAGUUUGGGACUUAUGCCGGGGUCCCGGGCGGGUAUGGAACCCAUGGCAGGGUCUCGGGCGAGUAUGAGACCGAUGCCAGGGCCUUUGGUGAGUCUGAGGGUCCUGACAACACGGUGCAGCGCCCAAGACGGCCGUAUCACAACCCCAGCGUUUUUGACCCUCCUCUUUCAUGGGGAGACAUCUUCAGAUCAAUGCAAAUAAAGAUUUGUACGAAAAUUUGCGAAGCGCUCGUAUUCUGGAAGAGACUCCGCGGCGACAGAUUUCGAUGGGAGCUUUUCAAGAGUGUCCUAUGGUUUACCAUUGGCUUAAAAUUGUUUAACGACAUAACACGUCAUGCCAAAGAAAUAAGUGCCAAUGCCGGUAAAAAUGGAAAAUCUGGUGGUGGUUCUCUUUUUAACUUUUUUGGCUCAGAUUCAGAUGAUACUAAGAAGGAUGGUAGUAAUAGAGAUGGCAAUAGGAGAGAUGGUAAGUACGGUGGUAUUACGACAGAUGUUAAGGGGAGAAAAUGCCGCAGCAAUGAGGAUGAUUAAAAAUUCUUGUUCAUUGUAUCAAAUAUAUAUUUAUACAAACAUAUAAACGCCUGUUGUUUAUUGAACGCCUAUCUGGCUAGCAACGUGUUGCUAUUAAUGAAUUAAUGAA